Messenger RNA from Aureococcus anophagefferens, 2481 nucleotides. RefSeq lists its product as hypothetical. The transcript is spliced from 2 exons. Gene Ontology annotation, molecular function: ATP binding; ATP-dependent protein folding chaperone; ATP hydrolysis activity. Bases 227 to 2359 code for a protein of 710 amino acids. The record is from RefSeq and is a predicted model, not a curated record. Gene Ontology annotation, biological process: cellular response to heat; protein stabilization; protein folding. Lineage: Eukaryota; Pelagophyceae; Pelagomonadales; Pelagomonadaceae. Gene Ontology annotation, cellular component: perinuclear region of cytoplasm; protein-containing complex; plasma membrane.
GUCGCCUCGACCCCCGAGACCGUCUCGACGCGCCGUGGGCGACGGCGGGGCCGCCGGCGGGUCGAUUCGAGCCACCGGCUUCGCCGAAGCGCGCGCACGGCGAAUGCCGCUCCCGGGGGACGGCCCUUCCACCCCCCCGCCCCCGAUGCCUUCGUCCCGCCCGCUACCCACCCCUCAACCCCCAACGCCCCAAAAAAAGAAAACAAAAAACGCCCGCCACAUCAUCAUGUCGUCCGGCGAAGUCGAGACCUUCGCGUUCAGCGCCGACAUCAACCAGCUGCUGUCGCUGAUCAUCAACACGUUCUACUCGAACAAGGAGAUCUUCCUCCGCGAGCUCAUCUCGAACGCGUCGGACGCGCUCGACAAGAUCCGCUACCAGUCGCUCACGGACGCGUCGGUCCUCGACGCGGAGCCGAACCUCGAGAUCCACCUCAUCCCCGACAAGGCGAACAACACGCUCACGAUCGUCGACACGGGCAUCGGCAUGACCAAGGCCGACCUCAUCAACAACCUCGGCACGAUCGCCAAGUCGGGCACGAAGGCGUUCAUGGAGGCGCUCCAGGCGGGCGCGGACAUCUCCAUGAUCGGCCAGUUCGGCGUCGGCUUCUACUCGGCCUACCUCGUCGCCGAGAACGUCGUCGUGACGUCCAAGAACAACGACGACGAGCAGCACACGUGGGUCUCCGCGGCCGGCGGCUCGUUCACGGUCCAGCCCGACGCGCCCGAGGCCAAGCGCCUCGGCCGCGGCACGCGCAUCGUCCUCACGAUGAAGGAGGACAUGGCCGAGUACCUCGAGGAGCGCCGCCUCAAGGACCUCGUCAAGAAGCACUCCGAGUUCGUCGGCUUCCCCAUCAAGCUCUACGUCGAGAAGACGCAGGAGAAGGAGGUCACGGACGACGACGACGACGACGACGACGACGAGAAGGACGACGACGACGACGCGCCCAAGGUCGAGGACGUCGACGAGGCGGAGACGACCAAGGAGAAGAAGACGAAGAAGAUCAAGGAGGUGACGCACGAGUGGGACCACCUCAACGGCCAGAAGCCCAUCUGGAUGCGCAAGCCCGACGAGGUGACCCAGGAGGAGUACGCCGCGUUCUACAAGUCGCUCACGAACGACUGGGAGGACCACGCGGCCGUCAAGCACUUCUCCGUCGAGGGCCAGCUCGAGUUCCGCUCCGUGCUCUUCCUCCCGCGCCGCGCGCCCUUCGACAUGUUCGAGGGCGGCUCGAAGAAGAAGUUCAACAACAUCAAGCUCUACGUGCGCCGCGUCUUCAUCAUGGACAACUGCGAGGACCUCAUGCCCGAGUUCCUCACCUUCGUCAAGGGCAUCGUCGACUCCGAGGACCUGCCGCUCAACAUCUCGCGCGAGACGCUCCAGCAGAACAAGAUCCUCAAGGUCAUCAAGAAGAACCUCGUGAAGAAGUCCAUCGAAUUGUUCAACGAGGUCGCGGAGGACGAGGACAAGUACAAGAAGUUCUACGAGGCGUUCAACAAGAACCUCAAGCUCGGCGUCCACGAGGACUCGACGAACCGCGCGAAGAUCGCCAAGCUCCUGCGCUACCACACGACCAAGUCCGGCGAGGAGAUGACGUCGCUCGACGACUACAUCGCGCGCAUGUCCGACAACCAGCCGGGCAUGUACUACGUCACGGGCGAGUCCAAGCGCGCCGUCGAGACGUCGCCGUUCCUCGAGAAGCUCAAGAAGAAGGGCUACGAGGUCAUCUUCAUGGUCGACCCCAUGGACGAGUACUGCGUCCAGCAGCUCAAGGAGUACGAGGGCAAGAAGCUCAUCUCCGCGACCAAGGAGGGCCUCAAGAUGGAGGAGACCGAGGAGGAGAAGAAGGAGCUCGAGGAGGCCAAGGCGGCGACCGAGGGUCUCUGCAAGCUCAUGAAGGAGGUCCUCGACGACAAGGUCGACAAGGUUGUCGUCUCGACGCGCCUCGCGGACUCGCCCUGCGUGCUCGUCACCGGCGAAUACGGCUGGUCCGCGAACAUGGAGCGCAUCAUGAAAGCGCAGACGCUCCGCGAUUCGUCGUCGUCGGCCUACAUGUCGUCCAAGAAAACGAUGGAGAUCAACCCCCUGAACCCCAUCGUGAAGUCGCUCCGCGACAAGGCCGAGGCGGACCAGAGCGACAAGACGGUGAAGGACCUCAUCUGGUUGCUCUACGACACGUCGCUGCUCACGUCCGGCUUCUCGCUCGACGAGCCGUCGACGUUCGCGUCGCGCAUCCACCGCCUCAUCAAGCUCGGCCUCUCCAUCGACGACGACGACGACGAGCUCGACGACGACAUGGACGACCUCCCGCCCCUCGAGGAGGACGGCCUCGAGGAGUCGACCAUGGAGCAGGUCGACUAAGCGACGCCGCGGCCGCCGCCGUGGACGCGGACAACGCGCUCCCACCCGGCCCCCAGCUCUCCCCAGCGCGCAAGCCGCGCGCCGCCCCGGAGGCGCGUCCCAAGACUAACGCAAGUUGUCCU